This is a messenger RNA of Helianthus annuus (common sunflower), 919 nucleotides long. RefSeq names its product basic leucine zipper 4. NCBI's taxonomy places the organism in Eukaryota, Viridiplantae, Streptophyta, Magnoliopsida, Asterales, Asteraceae. The transcript has a single exon. The record is from RefSeq and is a predicted model, not a curated record. Bases 49 to 621 code for a protein of 190 amino acids. Gene Ontology annotation, cellular component: nucleus. Gene Ontology annotation, molecular function: transcription cis-regulatory region binding; DNA-binding transcription factor activity. Gene Ontology annotation, biological process: positive regulation of DNA-templated transcription.
CUUUCGAUCUCCUUCUUUCCACCACCGUAUAAAACCAUUUUUCCGGCAAUGUUGUCGUUGACUUUUCCGGCAGCCGUUGACCACCUCCCCUCCGACCCCUUUUUCGCAACCGGGUUCGACCCGUGGGCCACCGACACCCACGAAACCCCUUUUUUCCACCCAACUCAAGAGCCCGUCUUCUCGUUUUCCGACGACUCCACCCAGAAGACAAACACCUCCAAUUCCGACGCUGGAACUCCGGCGGUAGUCAACCCGAUCGACGAACGUAAGCAACGACGCAUGAUCUCAAACCGGGAGUCGGCUAGGCGCUCCCGGAUGAGGAAACAAAAGCACUUGGAGAACCUUAGGAACCUUGUGAACCGGCAUAAGGCCGGAAACCGGGACCUAACGAACCGGUUACGCUUCAUUAGCCACCAGGAACAGAUUCUUCGACGCGAAAACGAGCGGCUCAAGUCGGAAUUAGGGAUGCUCCGGCAGAAACUAUGGGACUUGCAUCAAGUAAUGAGAGUGUGGCAGCUACCAAAUAACCAGUUUUUAUCGUCUGCAUGGCCAUGCAAUAAUAAUAAUAAUAAUCACGUGACCUCCUACAAUGAACAAAUCCCACCAUCAUUAAUCACAUAAGUUAAGGUUUAUAUAUAACUACUCACUAAGUUAAUAUAUAUGAUGAAAAGGUUAGCGGUUCAACAUAAUAAUGGUUCUGAAAACAACGCGUAACUAUAUAUUUAUAUAUAUAAAUAUGUGUAAUUUUGUAAAGCAAUGGUGUUAAGUAGUUGAGGGAGGUAAUGGUGAAGUAGUGGGAGGUUAAGUUUGUGUUCACAUGAUUCUUGGUAACAAGAGUUGCCAUUUUGUAAAGAUUCACUAUGAAACAUAAUUUGGCUUAUUAAAUGAAAAGUCAGUUUGGAGCUUGGUGUCUUGUAUC